AUGAACGUCGCGCUGCAGGAGCUGGGCGGCGGCGGCAACAUGGUGGAGUACAAACGGACCACGCUGCGGGAGGAAGACGCACCGGAGACCCCCGUAGAGGGCGGGGCCUCCCCGGACGCUGUGGAGGUGGGCAAGGGGGUUCCCCCUUUCUCGCCAGGCCCCAGCCCUGACGUGACGCCUGGCAGACCCAGGAGCUCUGGGCUGACCUGGAGGGUCACCUGCCCCCACCUCAGCUUCCUCUCUGGCCUCUGCGCUAGAACUAUGGUGGGAUUCCGGAAGAGGACAAGAGACUUCUUGGGCUCCCACACCCCACUGGAGCUGGUCUUAGCAGCUGUCUCUCUGCUGCUGGCUGCACUGCUCCUGGGCUGCUUGGUGGCCCUGGGGGUCCAGUACCACAAAGACCCAUCCCAUAGCACCUGCCUCACAGAGGCCUGCAUUCGAGUGGCUGGAAAAAUCCUGGAGUCUCUGGACCGUGGGGUGAGUCCCUGUGAGGACUUUUACCAGUUUUCCUGUGGAGGCUGGAUUCAGAGAAAUCCUCUGCCUGAUGGGCGUUCUCGCUGGAACACCUUCAACAGCCUCUGGGACCAGAACCAGGCCAUACUGAAGCACCUGCUUGAAAAUGCCACCUUCAACUCCAGCAGCGAAGCUGAGCAGAAGACACAGCGUUUCUACCUAUCCUGCCUGCAGGUGGAGCGCAUCGAGGAACUGGGAGCCCAGCCGCUGCGAGACCUCAUUGACAAGAUUGGUGGUUGGAACAUUACGGGGCCCUGGGACCAGGACAACUUCAUGGAAGUGCUGAAGGCAGUAGCAGGGACCUACAGGGCCACCCCCUUCUUCACUGUCUACGUCAGUGCCGACUCCAAGAGUUCUAACAGCAAUGUUAUCCAGGUGGACCAAUCUGGGCUCUUUCUCCCCUCUCGAGAUUACUACCUAAACAGGACCGCCAAUGAGAAAGUCCUUACCGCCUACCUGGACUACAUGGAGGACCUGGGGAUGUUGCUGGGCGGGCGGCCCGCCUCCACACGGGAGCAGAUGCGGCAGGUGCUAGAGCUGGAGAUGCAGCUGGCCAACAUCACAGUGCCCCAGGACCAGAGGCGGGACGAGGAGAAGAUCUACCAUAAGAUGAGCAUCGUGGAGCUGCAGGCCCUGGCGCCCUCCAUAGAUUGGCUGGAGUUUCUGUCUUUCUUGCUGUCACCGCUGGAGCUGGGAGACUCUGAGCCCGUGGUGGUGUAUGGGACGGAUUAUUUGCAGCAGGUGUCAGAGCUCAUCAACCACACAGAGCCAAGCGUCCUGAACAAUUACCUGAUUUGGAACCUGGUGCAGAAGACAACCUCGAGCCUGGACCACCGCUUUGAGUCUGCACAGGAGAAACUGCUGGAGACCCUCUAUGGCACCAAGAAGUCCUGCAUGCCAAGGUGGCAGACCUGCAUCUCCAACACAGACGAUGCACUUGGCUUCGCUUUGGGCUCCCUCUUUGUGAAGGCCACGUUUGACCGGCAAAGCAAGGAAAUUGCUGAGGGGAUGAUCAGCGAGAUCCGGACUGCCUUUGAGGAGGCCCUGGGGCAGCUGGUUUGGAUGGAUGAGAAGACCCGCCAGGCAGCCAAGGAGAAAGCAGACGCUAUCUAUGAUAUGAUUGGUUUCCCGGACUUCAUCCUGGAGCCCAAAGAGCUGGAUGAUGUUUAUGAUGGGUAUGAAGUCUCUGAAGAUUCCUUCUUCCAGAACAUGUUGAAUUUGUACAAUUUCUCUGCUAAGGUGAUGGCUGACCAGCUCCGCAAGCCUCCCAGCCGGGACCAGUGGAGCAUGACCCCCCAGACAGUGAAUGCCUACUACCUUCCAACCAAGAAUGAAAUCGUCUUCCCUGCCGGCAUUCUACAGGCCCCCUUCUACACCCGUAACCACCCCAAGGCCCUGAACUUUGGUGGCAUCGGCGUGGUAAUGGGCCAUGAGUUGACACAUGCCUUUGAUGACCAAGGGCGCGAAUACGACAAGGAAGGGAACCUGCGGCCCUGGUGGCAGAACGAGUCCCUGGCGGCCUUCCGGAACCACACGGCCUGCAUGGAGGAACAGUACAGCCAGUACCAGGUCAACGGGGAGAGGCUCAACGGCCGCCAGACACUAGGGGAGAACAUCGCUGACAACGGGGGGCUUAAGGCUGCCUAUAACGCUUACAAAGCGUGGCUGAGAAAGCACGGGGAGGAACAGCGGUUGCCAGCUGUGGGGCUCACCAAUCACCAGCUCUUCUUUGUGGGAUUUGCCCAGGUGUGGUGCUCAGUCCGCACACCCGAGAGCUCUCACGAGGGGCUGGUGACCGACCCCCACAGCCCUGCCCGCUUCCGCGUGCUGGGCACUCUCUCCAACUCCCGUGACUUCCUGCGGCACUUCGGCUGCCCUGUUGGCUCCCCCAUGAACCCAGGGCAGCUGUGUGAGGUGUGGUAG
Callorhinus ursinus (northern fur seal) is the source of this 2436-nucleotide messenger RNA. The record is from RefSeq and is a predicted model, not a curated record. Lineage: Eukaryota; Metazoa; Chordata; Mammalia; Carnivora; Otariidae.